ACAACCUCUCGUCAGCAAACAGCUGCAUGCAACAGGCGGCUUGGCAGUUGGGGCCUUGGUGGGUGGGCGCCGGUCUUCCUGGCUGCUUCUGCGUCAGCCGCCCGCGUUUCCCGCACCGCGCCAGUGACAUGUGCCGCCGCCUAUAUCAUCGCCCCGUUCACUGUGGCCCCCUUCGUGACACUCGUGCACUCACGGAUCGGGAUGGAAGGCGACGAGCGCGACGCCGGCGGCCGCGAGCUGAACGCCGCCGCGGCCAGCUUCACCGAGGACCUCGUGUUGGAGAUCCUGUCAUGGCUGCCCGCCAAGGCGCUCCACCGCUUCAAGUGCGUCUCCCGGCAGUGGUUCGGCCUCAUCUCGAACCCCGACCACCGCACGAAGCUGGACCAGACCCUCGCCGGCUUCUUCUACAUCGGAUACACCUGCGGCGGCCCCAAGGACAUCCCGGUAAAGUCCCUCCGCUUCAGCAGCGCGCGCGCGGGCCCGGGUGGCCCGCCGCCCCUGAUCGAUCCCUCCGUCCUCUCGGCCCCUCGCUUUUGCGAGAACGUCCACCGCGUCGACUGCAGCAACGGCCUCCUCCUCCGCUGCUGGAAGCCCGGGGCGCGGAACGGGUUCUGCUACGCCGUGUGCAACCCCGCCACCGAUGAGUGGGCCGCCUUGCCCGACUCCCCGACCUGCGGCGCGGGGUGCUGCACCGUCCGCCUGGCAUUCGACCCCGCCGCCUCCCCACGCGUCUUCCGCGUCUUCGAGUUCGCGAGCGGCGCCGGCCCGCGCGGGCGCACCACCACGGUGGAGAUCUACUCGUCGGAGACGGGGGCCUGGACCCACAGGGAGUGCGGGUGGGAGAACGGCGCCGGGGUCACCCUGCGGGAUGAGUCGAGCAGCGUCUUCUUCGAUGGCAUGCUGCGCCUGGCCCCUAUCAACCCCGUGAUCGUGGCUGUGGACGGCGACGGGAAGACGUGGACGAGCGCCCCCAAGCCGUCGGACCCAGACGACGACGGCUUCCUCGGUGGCCCGGCGCCUGGGUUCAUCGCCCAGUCCCAGGGCCGCCUCCAUUUCCUCAACACACUGGAGUACGACCACAUGAAAUUGUGCGUCUGGGAGCUCGACGACAGUGGCGUCUGGGCCAAGAAGCACAGCGUCAACCUCCGGGAGCUGUUUGCUGGGAGGUGGGACUACAGGGUCGGGCUCAAGUACAGCGUCAUUGGGAUCCAUCCAGACUGCAACAUCGUCUACUUCCUCCAGGGGGAGAACCAUACACUGGUGUCCUACGCCAUGGCUCGCGGCGAAGGCUGCGUAAUUCGUGAUCUUGGGUACACCAACUACGUGCCAUAUCUCCCGUAUGUCCCCUUGUUCUCGGUCUCGCUAGCGCUCUAGCGCAUGAGAUGAGAAGAGCUGAGAGUGUUACUUCCAGCUUGCUUAAUCCAUAGUGGUGAUUUCGCAAUGGUCGGGUAUUCGACCUGGAUGAUAUGGAUGUCUGUUACUCAGCUCUAGCUAUGGAGUAAAGACUUGGGUAUCGUUUUGAAUCUGUUGUUCCUUUUGGUUGCACUCAGAGUCUCAGAUGCAUAUCUGCUUGUGUUUCUGAUUAGUGUGGUCGGUUCUUGUAAAAAUAAAAUCAUGUAAGCUGGUUUUGCACUGGCUAAUAAUUCAGUGAACUUUGU
This is a messenger RNA of Phragmites australis (common reed), 1658 nucleotides long. RefSeq names its product F-box protein At5g07610-like. The record is from RefSeq and is a predicted model, not a curated record. The transcript has a single exon. NCBI's taxonomy places the organism in Eukaryota, Viridiplantae, Streptophyta, Magnoliopsida, Poales, Poaceae. Gene Ontology annotation, molecular function: protein binding. The coding region runs from base 202 to 1374 and encodes 390 amino acids.